Messenger RNA from Carassius auratus (goldfish), 6566 nucleotides. Its product is annotated as histone-lysine N-methyltransferase, H3 lysine-36 and H4 lysine-20 specific-like. Gene Ontology annotation, molecular function: histone methyltransferase activity; protein binding. The coding region runs from base 297 to 5423 and encodes 1708 amino acids. The record is from RefSeq and is a predicted model, not a curated record. Gene Ontology annotation, cellular component: nucleus. The transcript has 21 exons. Lineage: Eukaryota; Metazoa; Chordata; Actinopteri; Cypriniformes; Cyprinidae.
UUGGGUUGCCGUGCCGAUUGGCUGCUGUUCAUAGACAUACAGUCACGGGCUUGAAACAGAACCAGGGGCAGGUCGACAGCAAGGAAACCAUAAUCAUUGAAAAAGAAAAGUACAACGUCCGUAUCGUAACACAAGAGGUGCAGAGUGAUGAUACAGUAGUGUUCUCGGGUUCUCUGGCCUACUGCUGCAGCUGCGGCUGGGAUUUUCUUGAUCCACUUUCACAAUUUGGAAAAAAGUGUCAUUUCACGCGCACAAAUGAAGAGUUUAAAAUAACAGUGACAUUGGCCAACAUGUAAAUGAUAUCUAAGCGGUUUCUGAACUCUUGGAGAGCUAGUGUGGUUGAAGCAGAAGCACUUCUCCUGGAGAAGCCAAGGGUCCCCUCUGUCUGCUCAGACUUCACCAAAACAAUCACUGAAGGAACUACAAAUAACACAGAAAACAAAGUGUCUGUGCCAGUGGAAUUACCCAACAUUAGUCCUCUGACCACUGGAACAGUUGCACAAAAAGUGCACAUCAACACCUUACCACAUAAUCAGGGGUCUGAAAACAAAAAGAAACAGAGAAAGUCUUCAACACAUUUAAAAUCCGAGGAAAUUCAUUGUGAAAGGGAUAUGAUUAUGGAAGCUUUGGACAGUCCCUACUCUGACAUUGAUUCUGUACCACAGAUCCACAGAUUUCCCAAAAGCACUCAGCAAAUUUCAAAGCACUGCACUGUUGAUAAUCAAUCAAACUCGACCUCAAGUCAACUUCCCAUUACAAAUGGCCAAGAAGUAAAGAAGAACAUCGAGAACCAGGGUGGCCUUUGGUUCAGCAAAACAUGGAGAGGGCAGGUCAAUGGGGGACUUAUUCGUGCUGGAAUUAAAUCUGUGAACUGUUCUUUAGGGAAGGUAUCUUGUAAAAUUAAGAUGCCAGAUUCCAUAAGCAUGAAACCCAAAGAAAAUCACAUCACUGGACUUGAACGUCUAUCUAAUGAAGCCAAGAAAGCUCUCGAUAGGAGAGUGAAGUUCCUUCCAGCAAGUAGUCGUCUGAUGACAAGAGCACUGAAGGCCAUGGAGGAGGCAGAGUGGACGAAGAAACAACUGAUAAACCAAGAGUCAGCAUCAAAGGUCAAAACAGAAAAUUGUGUGUCUUCUUCUGACAUUACAAUGCCUGAAACUACAGAUGUAGACAAUCAUAUCCCUUCACAGAAGAUGCCAACUACAGCAAGCUACGUUCUUAACAAGGACUCAAAAAGUAACAUACAGACCCAGCUAUCAUCGGAUCUUUUGAGUUUUAAAGACGAUGCAAAUUUUGUCAACUCUGAAGAUAACGUUUCUUUGAUCUCUCAAGCACCUGUUGCCUUUCAUUCAUCCAAAUACAAACAAGGGAGUCAUGCUACUGAUUCAUCUUCUAGUUAUACUCCAUCAUUAUGCUUAAAGAUAGAAGAUGUGGAGAACAUGAAAGAAAUAACCUUCAAAUCUCUAAGUAAUGAUCACAUUGGCCAGCGUUUGUCAUUUCAUCCUGAUGCAAACUAUAAGUUUAGCACAUUAUUAAUGAUGCUCAAGGAUGUGCAUGAUACCCGAGAUGGAACCGCAUUGGUAAUAGAACCUUUACCUGUAAAUGAUCUUAUUAAAGAAGAGCCAUCACUGAUUCUGGAUGUAAAGGAUGAGAUGACCACAGUAAACACUGUGGAUAUACAAAAAUGUCAAGUGGGCAAAACUGCAUCAAAACAGAAGAUGAAACUGAAGUCUGGGACAAAUAUGUUCCCAGAAAUUCAGCUAACCUCUACUGUGUCAAAACAUGCUCAAAGACCUAGCAAAAGAAAUGGUUCGAAAAAGAAAACCACUGAGAUCGCAGCAAACAUCCAAUCAAAAGAUACGUUUGACAAACUGAUAUCUGAGCACCACCUGCCCUCAGAAGAACCAGACUCCAAGUUGUCAGCUAAUGUGCCCAAAAAGCGUUGGCAAAGGUUCAGCCAAGUCAGUAACAAAGCAUUACAUGUAGUUGAAGGUACUUGUGUUCAAAAAACUAAACAAUUACCCUCAGAAAAUUGUGACGUUUUGGUGGGUAAUACAAUUAAGUCUUGUCCUUUUGCGCCUGGAAAGAAAACUGCCAUCAAUGUAUCUGAAAACACACAAGGCAACUGUCAAAAAAAUGACAUCCCAACUGAAUGCAAACGGAUUAGAAAACCUAGCAAAAGACUCAUUGAAUGGACAGAAGAAUACGAUAAACUGUUUUCCACCAAGAAGAAAGCAAAAAAGAAACCUGAGUCCUUUACUAAGGUUGAAAACCACAACUGUAGUAGCCCAGUGGAGAAAAGAUCUGGUGAAAGUACACAGAAACCUCAGGUGCCAGAACAAUGUGUGUCAAGACCCUUGCCGGAAUUACAGACUCCUCCUCCAGAAGACCAGUCUCGAAGCACUCUUUCAAUAAAUACCAUGCCAUGUCAAGAGAGACAGGUGUUGUCUGUAGACAUGCUAACUCCACCUCCAGAAACAAUCCCAUCCCCAUGUGCUGACGUUUGUCAUAAGGAGGAGCUUCAACUACAAAAUGUUUUAGCCACUGGUGAUGGUGUGUGUCUUAGCACAAAGAGACAACGAAAACCCACCAAAAAGAUUCUAGAACGCUCCAUUGAAGCUGAACCAGUUCUUGUGCCUAAAAGAAAGGUGAAGUCACAGAAGAUUUGCUCAUCUGGACAAUCUACAAAUUCAGGGAUUGGACGACAAUCAUCAAAAAAUAAGAACGAGCAAACUUUUGAGCCAGUCAACUCAACAACUGCCCCAUUCUUUAAAAGCCUAGAGAUGGAGACAGAAGUUUCCCCUGAAAUGCCUAAGGCAGUUAACCCAGAAUCAGCUAAGGAUGGUUCAGAUGAUCUCAAAUGCUCAGAUUUAGAGAUGGUUGAAUCUAGUUAUGGCUUGUGUUCUGAAAGAGAAGAACAUUUGAAAUCCCAUGAAGGAGUCUCGGAUAAAAGGCUCUCAGGGGAGAAAGGUGACAACACUUUAUUCAAGGAGAAUGUGUGCCAGACAUGUGAGAAGCAGGGAGAUCUCCUCCUGUGUGAAGGGCAAUGCUGUGGGGCAUUUCAUUUACAAUGCACUGGCCAGAACGAACUUCCUUCAGGGAAAUUUCUAUGUCAGGAGUGCACAUCUGGUAUACACUCGUGCUUUUCUUGUAAGAGCCUGGCUGAGGAUGUCAGGCGCUGUAUGCUUCCAGGAUGUGGGAAGUUCUACCAUGGGGAGUGUGCUGCCAGCCAUGCACCAACAGUACCUCUGAACCGGGCUUUUCGUUGCCCUCUGCACACCUGCCUAUCGUGUUUCAUCACAAACCCUACCAAUCCAUCGAUAUCUAAAGGCCAGCUAACCCGCUGUAUCAGAUGCCCUGUAGCAUAUCAUGCCAAUGAUUACUGCAUACCUGCUGGGAGUGUCACUCUAACCCACAGCAACAUAGUGUGUCCCAAUCACUUCACACCAAGAAAAGGCUGCCGCAACCACGAGCAUGUCAACGUCAGCUGGUGCUUCGUCUGCUCAGAAGGAGGUAGUCUGCUGUGUUGCGAGUCAUGUCCUGCAGCAUUUCACAGAGAGUGUCUGAACAUCGACAUGCCAGAAGGCAGCUGGUACUGCAAUGAUUGUCGUGCUGGAAAGAAACUGCACUACAAGGAGGUAGUGUGGGUAAAAGUUGGCCGCUACAGAUGGUGGCCGGCAGAGGUUAGCAAUCCCAAAGAUAUUCCCGAGAAUAUCCUACGCAUGAGACAUGAUGUUGGAGAGUUCCCGGUUCUUUUCUUUGGCUCUAAUGACUACCUGUGGACUUAUCAAGCCCGUGUUUUUCCUUACAUGGAGGGCGAUUCCAACAGUAAAGAGAAAAUGGGAAAGGGGGUUGACUCCACUUAUAAGAAAGCACUGGAAGAAGCUGCAGUAAGGUUCAAACAACUGCAGGCCGAGAAAGAACUGCGGCAGCUGCAGGAAGACCGACUAAAUGACAAGAAACCUCCACCAUACAAACAUAUUAAGGUGAAUAAACCGAUUGGAAAAGUGCUGAUCAUUUCAGCAGACCUUUCUGAAAUUCCACGUUGCAACUGCAAAGUGGCAGAUGAGAAUCCCUGUGGUAUGGACUCUGAGUGCAUCAACCGAAUGCUGCUGUACGAGUGUCACCCACAGGUGUGUCCCACAGGUGAGCACUGCCAGAACCAGUGCUUCACCAAACGACAGUACUGCAAGGUGGAGAUCUUCAGAACGCUGUCUCGAGGCUGGGGGCUGCGCUGUGUGCACAACAUCAAAAAGGGAGGAUUUGUUAACGAAUAUGUUGGAGAGGUGAUUGAUGAGGAAGAAUGUCGUACCCGGAUUAAACAUGCUCAAGAGAACAAUAUCAGCAAUUUCUACAUGCUUACAUUGGACAAGGAUCGAAUAAUUGAUGCCGGGCCCAAGGGAAAUGAAGCCCGCUUUAUUAACCACAGUUGUCAGCCAAACUGUGAGACGCAAAAAUGGACUGUCAACGGAGAUACGCGUGUUGGGCUUUUUGCGCUUACAGAUAUCCCUGCUGGCACUGAGUUAACAUUCAACUAUAACCUUGAGUGUCUGGGCAAUGGGAAGACAGUGUGCAAGUGUGGUGCAUCUAAUUGCAGUGGAUUCCUGGGAGUAAGGCCAAAAAACAACCCCCCAUCAGAUGACAAAGGCCGUAAACUGAAGAAGAAGUCUCAGAUGAAGCGUAAAUCCAAGCAGGAAGUAAUCAAGGAGCGGGAAGAUGAGUGCUUUAGCUGUGGAGAUGGAGGACAGGUUGUAUCUUGCAAGAGGCCUAGCUGUCCUAAGGUUUACCACGCUGGCUGCCUCAAUCUCAACAAGAGACCUGCAGGUCGUUGGGAGUGUCCUUGGCAUCAGUGUGACUUGUGUGGGCAGGAAGCAGCUUCUUUCUGUGAGAUGUGCCCUAGCUCCUAUUGUGCCAAACAUCGAGAUGGCAUGCUUUUUAUAUCCAAACUGGAUGGCCGCUUGUCAUGCUGUGAGCAUGACCCCUGCGGCCCCGAGCCACUGGAGCCUGGUGAGAUCCGGGAAUACCCCCCGGAACUCAUGACUACAUACCCUAUAAACUUCAUCAGAGCUGCCAAAACCAAAUCCACAACCCUAAAUACUACAGCUGUCCCGCAGGCUCCAUCUCCCCCUGAUGUAGCCCCUCAGGUCUCCUUUAGCCCCUCCAGCAGUCCUCCACCACUUGACAUGCCUUUAAACUGUGCAUAUUCACCAAUUUCUCCCUAUGGAGAAGAAAAAAGCAGCCCUCCACCACUUGACAUGCCUUUAAACUGUGCAUAUUCACCAAUUUCUCCCUAUAGAGAAGAGGAAGCAGAAGAGGAAGAAAGUUUGAUACAAUUAGAAAGGGAUGGUGAGAAGAGCAUAACUCAAGAGAAUUCGGAACGAUUGAUGAUAAAGAAGAAAACCGAAGUAAUAAGGUUUAAUCUAUAGAAGCAAACUAACCUGAGUUUACAUUUCCCAACAGACAUUUAUAGUUUUCUCGCACAACUUUCACUGAGGGUAUCUGUUGGCUUCAGCUUUUUACAACAAACUUGAAUAUGGUUCACAAAACUUUUUUCAUCUCCGUCAGUAAUGUCUUUGAUGGAGAGGACACAGAUUUACGAAGAUGACACAAUGUUUUUGAAAAAAUUAUUCAAGAACUGAACAGAACCAAUAGAAGUUUACUUUGGACUUAAGAGUAUUGUAAAUUGAUCAUAAUUAAAAUGAUUUAAAUGUCAGUGUCUUGAUUCUAGCCAACUGUUUAAAUAACUUGAAGUAUAAUUGAAUUGAAUAAUUUUGAAGUACCUUUCUAUAAUAAUCCAAAAUUCGCCUGCUAACAUGUGCAGACAAAAGCAAAACAUUUACAAGAAUGCUUAUAAUUUAUUUUAGAUAAUUUAGGAAAUUUCCCAGAAUUGUCUGAAUUAAUCUUUGCCAAACUGGCACAAAAUCCAGAACUUGAUGCAACUCACAAAGGAACAGUCAUGAUUGAUCAUAUCCACUGAUAUGCCCAAAAUUCUUUGGUAUAAAUUAUUCUGUGACUUUAAACAUGAACUGUGUGAUUUUUUUUUUUUUUUUUUGGCAUCCAACAGUUACAAAACAGGAAAUCCUGUCCCAACUUACCAGUCAUUGAGAAAGUACAACUAUGUACUAGAUUUCUUAACUGGACUAGUCAGAUAAUGAAAAUUCUGCCUUGCUGUAUAUAAUUUAAUACAUUAAAUCUAUAUAGGAGAAGGUGACUGGCUUUCAAGCCUUAUAAAUACCCCCAGUCAAGUCUAUGGCAUUAAGUACAUUAAUGUAAAAUUUUCUAUAAAGGCUGAUGAUAUCUUAAAUAAUGUUUAACAUACAGUAGUACAUUUUGAACUGAAACCAAAUAGUGUAAAACACUAUUAUUGCCAACAAAAGCCCUCUAGUCUUCUGUGAAGGUAAGGUCUAGGACAAAUGAUUGUGGCUUGUUACAUAUCUACACUCUUGAAACUUUUCACCCCGUCUAACUGCUCAAGUGUUCCUCAUGAUGAACAGAAUUUCUUUUUUUUUUUUUUUCUUAAACUGUAUUUAUGUGUAUAAUUCCACUUAAUAGUUUUAACGCUGCUCUAA